CACACGCUCUAAAUUUAGCCGCCUUAAAGUCAGACAGGACUACAGAGAAGACUUCAAACUACGGCCAAGAAACGCAGAAACUUUACUUUUUUUUCCCCACUGAAAUCCUUCUGUGCCGUGAGGCUCUUGGGCAGUUUUGGCCUCUGUGAAGCAGUGAUGGACUGACAGUGUGGAUUAGAGGGCUUCGUCAUGGAAACAGUCAGAAAUCAAAAGGCUGUUCUGGUCGUCAUUUAAUCUCACUCGACACAGAUAUUGUCCCACAGCCGAGCAGCAGAAAUGAUAUUCCACCUGUCUUUUUUAGCUGCCUUCAGCCUGUUCGUGUGUCAGUGUGAUGGCGGCUGUGCAGAGGUGGACUCUAUGACUGAAGCUGUGGCCGGAGAAGGAUUCCUGCUGGGAUGCAUCUCCUGUAAGAAGAGAGAGGAGGUUUCAGCCCAAGCCACGGUGGACUGGCACUUCAGACCGCCGGGCGAUGAACACUUCAGGCAUAUUUUCCACUACAACCACCCGACUGCCGAAAUCCUCCACGAAGAUUUCAGCGGCCGUCUGGAGUGGCAGGGAACCCGAAACGGUGACAUUCAGACCGGUGCCGUUUACUUGCACAACGUCACCUUCAACGACACGGGCACGUACCGCUGCACCUUCCACCGGACGCUUUUCCUGUCGCUGUCCGAUCAGCACGUCACCGUGGAGAAGGAGGUGGAGCUCAGCGUGGUGGUCGUCGCCAAUCGGGAGCUGACUGCAGUGAUCGCAGAGAUCAUGAUGUACGUGCUGAUCGUGUUUCUGCAGCUGUGGCUCAUCGUGGUUCUGGUCUACUGCUACAGGAAGGUUUGGGAUGAACACGAGGCUCGAGAGGCUCGUAAAGCUCUCAAGGCUCAGGCGGCACUGUUGGAAUCAAAAGACAACUGUGACGGGGUGCAGCUGGAGUAACAUCAGUGGUAAAAAGAAAAUCAUCUCUGCAGGACUCACCCUUUUGUUGCGGCGACAUCUUUUUAAAGUCAGCGACACAAUGACUGUCGGAGAGGUUUGAAUUUAAAUGUCUUAUCAAUAGGCAGCGCAGAAAUCUGUGGGUUUCUAUAUUUUUUUCAAUGGUUUUAUUUAUUGUUAACAGCCUUCAAAAUAUCACACGUCAGCCAUGAUUACCAAAAAAGCCAAAGUAGUGUUUUUAAUUUUUUUAUGCAAUAUUAGACACCGUUUAAACAACACAAAAGAGACGAAAAGAAAUACUGUAAUACUGAUAAACUAUUCAAACUGUUCACUUAUUAUUUUUAGUAUUAGUUGAAAUAGAAAACGUUAUUGAUCUCCAAAGGGACAUUGAAAUAAAAAAUAUUUAAAAAGUGAAUUAAUCAGAACGCCUUGUCUGUCGUUUCUGUAGGAUUAACGGUAGUUUGUGUUGAAGAAACAGCUAGUAGUUUCAGGCUAAAAUAUCGAUUUUUGUAUUGAUUUUUUCAUAAACUGAAAAUUCUGGGCCACAGAUGAGGCAUCAGAGUGUUUAACUUUGAACACAUCUUUGUGAAACCACAGCAGCUCUUCAUUUUUGCUGAUAUUAGCUUCUAUCUUGACUGGAUGUGCAAUUUUUAAUUUUUUUUUUUUAGUUCAGCUCAGCAUUAGCAGGAUGUCUUUCUUUACAAUAUUUCUUACAUAUUUUAAAUGACUGCAUGAAAAAAAAAAAAUUUACAGACAAUUGUAUUAUAUGUUUUCUGAAAAAAAACACACGUGUGCUCUUUAAAUAAAGUCCAUGAAUUGUGUUGGAUGUCAUCAAAGAUGUGCUAUGUUUGUGUCCAGAAUUACAGAGUUUGACUGUAAAAGAACAAAUAAAACUCAUACGACUCACGUUAUGGAAAAGGUUAUAUUGGUAGUAUGGGUAUAAAGGUUUAUAUAAAGAGCUACAUAUUUAGAUACAUAUAAAUGUAAUCGUUUAAUGGAAUUCUAUGUGAACUUUAAGAAAGCAGAAAAAAAUAAUGUAAAUUUUCAGUAAAAACAUGGGAAACAAAUGUAGUUGGUUUAAAGUUUAAAAUAACUGCUGGCUCUACAGUGUUACUGAGUUUUCUCUACAAUUAAAAAAAAAAAAUACUGUAAACUUCUGAUUUUUUACAGUGUACUUCAGUCUACUCAAGUUUGUAAAUGACUGAUAAUAAAGUUGAGUUUUUUUGUUAA
Messenger RNA from Stegastes partitus (bicolor damselfish), 2154 nucleotides. RefSeq names its product sodium channel subunit beta-1. The transcript is spliced from 6 exons. The record is from RefSeq and is a predicted model, not a curated record. Gene Ontology annotation, molecular function: transmembrane transporter binding; sodium channel inhibitor activity. Gene Ontology annotation, cellular component: voltage-gated sodium channel complex. The coding region runs from base 277 to 927 and encodes 216 amino acids. Gene Ontology annotation, biological process: cardiac muscle cell action potential involved in contraction; regulation of sodium ion transmembrane transporter activity; regulation of heart rate by cardiac conduction. Lineage: Eukaryota; Metazoa; Chordata; Actinopteri; Pomacentridae.